Molecule: messenger RNA, 1297 nt
Organism: Emiliania huxleyi CCMP1516
Lineage: Eukaryota; Haptophyta; Isochrysidales; Noelaerhabdaceae
Exons: 4
Coding region: 1-1239 (412 amino acids)
Source: RefSeq, a predicted model, not a curated record
AUGGCCACCGCGAAACGCAAACUCAAGUACCAGUACUUUGUCACGGUGCACGGCCUCACCUUUUUGCCCGGCGGGACGUGUCCGAGUUCCAACCUCUCGGUGCUGUGGACGCGAGGCUCAAAGACGGCAAUCACUCAGGAGGCGGCGGCCGACGCGCAGAGCCGCAGCGCAAUCUUUGGCCAGACGCUCACCCUCAUCUGCACUCUCUUCCGCUCCCCCUCGGCCGCCUCCUCCUCGUCCGGCUUCAGCGAGAAGCUCUGCGGAUUCGCGCUCAUCCGACACGGCUCGCGCGGCGCGCAGACGCUCGCCAAGUGCAAGGUCGACAUGGCGCCAUUCGCAUCGGCGCCGCCGUCGGCGCCGCUGCGGCGGACGCUCACCCUCUCAAAGGGCUCGGCCGCCAUCGCAAAGCUCGACGUCUCCAUCUCAUCGCGGCUGCAAAAGGAGCUGCCGCGCGACGGCAACGAUCCGAGCGACCGCUCCGACGCGAGCUCCCUCUCCUCGUGCGGCUCCUCUCUCCUCGACGACGUCGCGUACGCUGACGACCUCGACGGAGAGCUCUCGGAGCGGUCGGGAGAGAGGGCGGGAGAGAGGCGCUCCUCGCGCGACGGCGUCUCGCUCGGCGCGUCGCGAGGAGCCGCCGCGGCGGACGGCGGCGUGAGCGCCUCGCUCGCCUCUCUCACCGCCGGCGACCUCGAGCGGGCGGCAGCCUGCCGCAUCUCGCCGCAGCGCUCCGCUCUACGCGCGGAGGCGGCGGAGCCGUCGCGCGCGACCGUCUACUCGCUCGACGCGCAGGUGUCGCAGCUGCAGGCGCAGCUCGAGGCGGCGCAGACGCUCGCGCGAAAGACGCACGCGCGCUUCGAGGGCGAGCGGCGCGAGUGGGGGGGCGAGCGGGCGCAGCUGCGCGAGGAGGCGGCGGGGCUGCGGCAGCAGCUCAUCGCCGCCGACGCCGCCUCGCGCCAGCACGCGCACGAGUCGCGGCAGGCGGCGGCCCAGCUGGGCGAGGCGCGCGCCGAGGUUGCGCGGCUGCGCCGGGAGAAGAAGGAGCUGGGCUCGCAGCUCGGCCCGGGCGGCGCCGACGCGGACGACCGGCUCGCGAUGCAGCAGGACCUGCAGGGCAAGCUCGACCGCUCGGAGCAGCACCGCGAGGAGAACGCGCGCAAGCUGGCCAAGGCGCGGAAGCACCAGCAGUCCUUGCUGCAGCAGUCCGAGGCGGAGAUCGAGCUGCUCUCGCAGCGGUGACUCGACAUGACGCCGCCCCGCGCGCGCGCGCGCGCCCGCCGCGCCCCGUGGCGCCUCA